Molecule: messenger RNA, 2217 nt
Organism: Sorghum bicolor (sorghum)
Lineage: Eukaryota; Viridiplantae; Streptophyta; Magnoliopsida; Poales; Poaceae
Exons: 5
Coding region: 234-1766 (510 amino acids)
Cellular component (GO): cytoplasm
Molecular function (GO): deoxynucleoside kinase activity
Source: RefSeq, a predicted model, not a curated record
ACGUUGGCGUCGUAGACCACUCGUGCGCCAAUUCCUCCUCCCCCUCCUGCUCCCCGACAAGGCAGCAGCAACAACCUGAUUACCUGACUCAUGGCGGGACGGAUGACAUCCCCAAAACCCUAACCCCGCGCCACUCGCCGUCACAGCCGCACCCGCGUGGGCCGGCCCAGCGGCCUCAACCGGAGCCGAAGCGCCAUUGAUGAGCCCAGAGCCUGCCGUCGCCGCAGCCAGCGAUGCACAAGCUCCUCCCACGCGCCGCCUCCUUCCUCGACGCCGCGGCCCCCGUGCUGCUCUCCUCCCCACGCAUGCCCACGCUGUGCCUGGUUGGUAGCCCGUUCGUACCCGCGUGCUCUGGCGCAAACUCUGGCCGCAUCCGCUCGCCGCCGUGGCUGCGCUGUGACGCUGGGAGGAGGCGGGGACUCUGCUCCGCCGAGGCGGCCAGGCGCGGGGGCGAUACGGAGGAGAGGGAGAAGGGUGGCGGGGGUGGCGCGGCGCCGCAGAGGAAGCAGAGAGGUCGGAGUGAUGCGCUGGUGGGAAGUGGGGAGCUGCUUGCCAUUCCCGGAGUCGGGCCACGGAACCUGAGGAAGCUCGUGGACAAGGGAUUCGAUGACGUGGCGCAGCUCAAGCAGUUCUACAGGGAUAAGUUCUUUGGCAAGUCUAAUGAGAAGAUGGUUGAGUUCUUGCAAAAUUCAGUUGGCAUCAUUCACAAGAACCAUGCUGAGAGUAUAACUUUGUUCAUUAAAGAGAGUGUUGAUGAAGAGCUGAAAGGCACUGAUACAUCUAACCUUCCUAAAAAUAGGAGGCUGACCUUCUGUGUAGAAGGGAAUAUCAGUGUUGGGAAAACUACCUUCCUUCAAAGAAUAGCCAGUGAAACUAUUGAACUACGUGACCUUGUAGAAAUUGUACCUGAGCCUAUUGCUAAGUGGCAGGAUGUUGGCCCUGAACACUUCAAUAUACUUGAUGCUUUCUAUGCGGAGCCACAGAGGUAUGCAUACACCUUCCAGAAUUAUGUAUUUGUGACAAGGGUCAUGCAAGAGAAGGAAUCUGCAUGUGGAAUAAAACCUCUUCGGCUAAUGGAAAGAAGCGUUUUCAGUGAUCGAAUGGUUUUUGUUCGUGCCGUGCAUGAAGCAAACUGGAUGAAUGAGAUGGAGAUCAGCAUUUAUGACUCUUGGUUUGACCCAGUUGUGUCAUCACUCCCAGGUCUUAUCCCUGAUGCUUUUAUUUAUCUAAGAGCUAGCCCUGAUACUUGCCACAAAAGAAUGAUGGUGCGAAAAAGAUCAGAGGAGGGUGGUGUUACUCUUGAUUACCUUCGAGGUUUGCAUGAGAAACAUGAGAGCUGGUUACUUCCAUCCAAGGGAGGAGGUUCCGGCGUGUUGUCCGUCAGUCAGCUUCCAGUUCAUAUGGAGGGCUCCCUGCCUGCGGAUAUACGAGAUAGGGUAUUCUACUUGGAAGGAGAUCAUAUGCAUUCAAGCAUUCAGAAGGUUCCUGCUCUUGUCCUGGACUGCGAACAUGACAUUGAUUUUAACAAGGACAUUGAAGCCAAACAGCAAUAUGCUCGGCAAGUUGCGGAGUUCUUUGAAUUUGUGAAGAAAAAGAAGGAAUCUCCUACAGCAGAGAUGACUGAUGGCAAUAACAAGAGUAUCAACAAACAGAUUGUGCUGCCGCACAGAGGUGGUUUGUGGGUGCCCGGAGGCAGCCCAUUACCAGAAUCAGCUCUAAAGUCGUUUGAUUUCAGGAGAACAAUGUCUUCCUUCCUCUCAACUUAAGGGGGCUAGGCGCUAUCAAUUUGUGCCCACACCCUGAAUUGGUGCGCUCCAGCAAUGUAUCUCGAUUGCAAAAUGUAUAGACCUUUAACUGUCGACCCUGUAAAUGUGUAAAGAUUACAUAUAAAUUUAGGCUUUUUAGAUGGUGUUGGCGUACAAUGUAUUAUACUAGUGGUAUCCAACUCUUGCCUGUAAUUGUUGAUCGUGCUGCUUUCUGUUUGCCUGUAAAUGUUGAUCGAGUGCUUUCUGUUUGCCUGUAAAUGUUGAUCGAGCUGCUUUCGAGGCAGUACUUGCUAAAUUUGGGGGUGGCAUCAGAGGCGCAGAACUUUUUUGUUUUAUCUUGGCCUUUGCGCCACAAGCUUGUGGCUUGGUCCAAUCGUGCCUUGUUAUUUUGUGGGUUCAGUACUGUGCUUCACUCUUACAGAAAUUGUAAGUGAAACCAUGAAUUUUAUCA